This is a messenger RNA of Talaromyces stipitatus ATCC 10500, 735 nucleotides long. RefSeq lists its product as uncharacterized. The transcript has 2 exons. The record is from RefSeq and is a predicted model, not a curated record. NCBI's taxonomy places the organism in Eukaryota, Fungi, Ascomycota, Eurotiomycetes, Eurotiales, Trichocomaceae. Bases 1 to 735 code for a protein of 244 amino acids.
AUGUCAUUCGACCCAACUAACCCCAACCCCACCAUGGGCGAUACUUUCAAGCCGUCGCCAUCCACAGCAGUCCCUUUACACGGAAUCGCAAUCUCAAGAUCUAGAGAUACCCCUGUGAAAAAGAAGAAUUCCCCAAAACGAGACAUGGAUGACGAUGUCAUCAUGGCAAGCAGCGAGAGUUCCGAAAGCGACACUCUUGGCAAUGCGUCAAAUAAUAACGAUACAGGCACAACUCGAAAAGCAGACGAAGUAAUGUAUGAGGACCUGGACAAUGGGACGAUAUUUUCAGUUUUUCCUCUCGACAGUUCCGAAGAUGGUGAUGACAAUGACAACGACGAUGAAGACAGCCCUGAAAAGGGCCACAAUAACAACGAAUACUCCAGCAUCGACAAAUCCAAAGUGUUGAAGAAUGGUGACAAUCUCACAGAUUGGUACAACAAUAUCAAAAUUAGAACCCAGUCACUCAGACUUGUCAAACGUCACAUAUUCUACAGCAAGGCUUUGGAAUUUGAGCGUGAGAACACAUACAUAAGUCUUGGACAGCUGGAUUCGCGCGACGAGGACUUUCUGCGAAUCGUACCGGUAUUCGAGAUUAACAUGAUUCCGGACGCAGCAAAUCCCACCAAUGUUACCAAAAUGCGACAACGCCUUCGAGCAUAUGGCAGUCGCUGGAAAGGACACUGGAAAGUUUGGUGUGGCCCGAAGCUGGAAUUGUCGCAAAAUAGCAUGUGCUAG